Messenger RNA from Gongylonema pulchrum, 168 nucleotides. NCBI's taxonomy places the organism in Eukaryota, Metazoa, Nematoda, Chromadorea, Rhabditida, Gongylonematidae. The record is from the annotation of a GenBank genome assembly.
AUGGCGAAAUCUGUAAGCCAGGAAAGGAUACGACCUCGCUCAUACUGCGAAACAAAAAGUGAGCAGUCAUUUACAAGUUCCAAAUGCCACUUCAUUACUUGUCAAAAUUCGAUUGUGUUCUUCCACGGUGACGAGCCAGCCAACACCAAACAAAACUGCAUAUUUUAA